AAAAUAGGCUCACUCGAUAAUAUUAAACAUAAGCCAGGUGGAGGCAGCAUAACAAUAUUUGAUGAUAAAAAUGCUAAGCCCAAGUCGGUUGCAAGUAAAAUCGAGAGCGGCAUAAAAGAAAAAGCUAAACAUACGACAAUGACUAAUCAAAGCGCGUCCGAUAUGAGUAAAAGGUCAAACGAUGUCACCAGGAGUGAUUCGUAUGCCAUAAACGCAACAGAGACUAAAGAGAUGCCUAUCCAUAUGUCUAUUCAAAACUUGACAGAAGUUAAAACAGUGCUGGAGACAUGCGUUGACGCAUGACAACUGAUUAAAAGAAAACUAAUAAACCUUUCUCCUUUUUUUUUUAUUUAUAUUAAACCACAGCGUAGCUUCCUCUCUUUUGGGUCAAUGAAGUCAAUCAUCCUUCCUUUUUUCUUCUCCGCUAUAUUUUUAGUUUGUUUGUAGAUGCUCUCUGCCGCAUCUCCAAUUACACUAAACACUACAAACCUACUACUGUUUAGUAGGCGUCUUUUAAAUUGCCCAAAGUUUAAGCUUAAUUACCAACCUAAUGUCAAGGAAGCCGCUGUGCUUAUGCCAUUAUGUGUUGUUAAUGGUAAACCAAGUGUAUUAUUUACGGUGAGAAAUAUGAAUAUGAGAACUCAUCGUGGAGAGAUUAGCUUCCCUGGUGGAAAGAAAGAUGAAACAGAUGAAACAGUAGAGCAAACAGCAUUAAGGGAAACAGAAGAGGAAAUAGGCUUGCCGUCUUCAUCUAUUGAUAUCCUCGGACGCUAUUCAGCGUUACCUAAUAAAACAGGGUCGCUGCGUGUUCAUCCAUAUGUUGGUUUUAUUAAGGAUCAACAUAUUGACUUAACACGGUUCAAUCCUGAGGAAGUGUCGAGUGUGUUUACAUUACCCAUAGAAUAUUUGAUUGACUCAAAGAAUAGAGAAGUGAAGCAGUUUCGUGAUAGUCCUAUGAAAUACCCUGUAUUUAAAGUACCACAAAAUAUGGAAGGAGAAAAGGAGAUUUGGGGAUUAACAAGCUUUAUAUUGGAUGGCGUGUUUCGAAAAAUCAUCCCAGAACACUAUCAAUAACACCACAGUGAAUAAACACUUCAUUUUCCUUACAAGUUAAAUAUACACAAUGGAUCGUCUUUUCUUAUAAUUCGUAAAUGACUGUCGAAAUAAUACCUUCAGAAUCAAUAAUUCUUGGCACUAAAGUGUUCGUCACUCUGCAUAAUUUUUAAGCACCUUUUUCUUAUUCCUGAGCCAAUAGCAGCAAAAAUGAAUGCACUACUGAUUCUCUUUACAAUGAGUUGUACAUACAACUGCUAUUUCUCAUUUUCAAGCAGCUG
Molecule: messenger RNA, 1334 nt
Organism: Rhizopus microsporus ATCC 52813
Lineage: Eukaryota; Fungi; Mucoromycota; Mucoromycetes; Mucorales; Rhizopodaceae
Exons: 4
Coding region: 448-1074 (208 amino acids)
Molecular function (GO): coenzyme A diphosphatase activity
Source: RefSeq, a predicted model, not a curated record